Aureobasidium vineae is the source of this 849-nucleotide messenger RNA. The record is from the annotation of a GenBank genome assembly. NCBI's taxonomy places the organism in Eukaryota, Fungi, Ascomycota, Dothideomycetes, Dothideales, Saccotheciaceae.
AUGGGGUUCUUCGCUCAGACAUGGACGUUGACGAAGAAGAAUCUCUUAAUUGUACUGGGUCGACACUGGUUUACUACGACUAUCCGCGCAUUUCUGGCACCGAUCAUCUUCUUCUUCAUCAUUUCAUAUUGUAAAAACUUCUUCGUACCACCCUCAGAUUUCGGCGUUGGUUCUCCAUCUACCCUCAGGACAUUCGAAGAAGCUCUCAAUGCAGGAACCACUGGACGCAGCACCGUAGCUUUCGUUGCGAAUGGCCAGGCCUCCGAAGUCACAAACAUAAUCGACCAGUUGUCAAACACCGUCAGAGCGAGCGGCAAAACUCCUGUAAAUCUAUCUAGCGAGGUUGAGCUCCUGCAAACAUGCAAAAGUUCCGUUCGCGGAGUUUCUGGUUGCUUUGCCGCAGUGAGCUUCCAUGGAUCUCCUAGUAAUGGUGGUGUGUGGAACUACACAAUCCGGACCGAUGGCUCCCUUGGUGGAAGAAUCUUUGUGAAUACCGGAAACAAUGAUGCAGAAAUCUAUGCUCUGCCACUUCAACAUGCAAUCGAUGCAGCUAUCGCCUCCUCAGAUGGCUCUUCGAUCCCUCUACCUCAGCAAUACCCUUAUACUGAUUCUACUCCUGAGGAGCGGGAGAGAAACAUCACACGACUAUAUAUGGGUACACUGAUCAGCAUUCUUGGUCUCGCAUACUUCAUCGGCUUUGUCGGUAUAUGUUAUCAACUCACUGGUGAGUCUCUAUCUCCCCCUUCCACAAAGAUGCAAAGCGUUGUGUGCAUUAUAAAGAAACACAGUUGUUCUCGAGGAAAGAGAUUCAUCCAAAGAGAGCCGACAAAAAUUUGUCUCUUAGUGUGA